GAACUAUGUUUCUGUAGGCAACUAUGCCCAACCCAGCGCCUAUGUGAGCUCAGUUUCCUUCGCUCUUCCUGUAAACGAAGAAAGGGACUGAAAGAUCACUCUUCUGCAAGAUCCACUUCACAGUUUCUACCCUCUUCACCUCUCCUCCAAUUUUCCAUGGCAAAUGCCUGGAAAAGAAACCAACCCAGUAAAAUCUUGAACCCAAAAAACCUCCUCCUCUUCGUCUCCACCUCCCUCAUCCUCCUCACCUUCCUCUAUUUCUCCAACCAAACCCCCAAAGAUCCCAAAUUACCCCAGAACAAAAUCCUCAAAGAAUCAGUUCUUCAUAGACCCAUUAGGCCAUUUGAUUGCUAUGAUGCCCCGCAAGCCCACCCCGUGUUCGCCAACACUGUUGAGGGUCUCAAGUUCCCUUUCCUCUAUUCGCUCUCAGACUUUGGGAAUUUACCGGACAAGCCCCACAAAAACAUUGUCAGGACUCUUAAAGGGAAGCCCUUUAGAAGGCCUGAUAUAUCUGCCACGGUGCAGGAAUUGUUGGAGAAGAUGAGAAGGGAGAAUAGAAAUGGGAUUUUCGUGGAUGUUGGGGCGAAUGUGGGAAUGGCUAGCUUUGCUGCUGCUGUAAUGGGGUUCAAGGUGUUGGCCUUUGAGCCUGUUUUUGAGAAUUUGCAGCGGAUCUGUGAUGGGAUUUAUUUCAAUAGAGUUGGGGAGUUGGUGGAGCUGUUUGAGGCUGCAGCCUCUGAUCACUCCGGCAACAUCACCUUCCAUAAGUUGGUUGGUCGGCUUGACAAUAGUGCAGUCUCAGCCACUGGUGCCAAGAUGGCUUUUAAGUCCAAUGAAGAGAUUGCACUUCAAGUCAAGUCUAUUCCUCUGGAUGAUGUAAUCCAAGAGUCUGAGCCUGUGCUUCUGCUCAAAAUAGAUGUUCAGGGUUGGGAGCAUCAUGUUCUAAAGGGUGCAUCAAAAUUGUUGUCAAGGAAGAAGAAUGAAGCACCAUACCUAAUAUAUGAAGAAGAUGAGCGUCUGCUACAGGCGAGCAACAGCAGUGCCAGAGAGAUAAGAGAGUUUCUUCGCAGUAAGGGUUACCACCAAUGCACACAGGUUGGAACAGAUGCACACUGCACGAAAACAGAUUGACAACAUGAUUUUUCUAAAAACAUUUGCCACAAAAACUGACUGAAAAUCAACAAGCGGAAUCCCAUUGUUUGUAAUCUAUGAGUUGGUGAUAACCAAUCAAUCAAGCCAGACUGAGGACCUUGCGAUGCCCUUGUCCUAAUGGCUCCUGAAGUGCUAUUGAAGAUCUGGAAUAUAUUCGUAAUGGACUCUAGGUCUAAGAAACUUGCAAAAGGCACUCUUCUUUUCUUGCUUGUAAUCUGAUUCUGAUCAUAAAGGUCCCAGCCUAAGCCCCUAAAGUUUUCUUUUCUUUUCUCUUUGUUCUUGAGUUUGAUUUUCCUGAUCUGUCUCUGCUUAGCAUUGUAGGGGUCAUAAUUCUUUAUAGUGCCUUGACUUUAUCUUCAGAAUCAUCUUACUCAUCCACCAUUUGUGGAGGUACUAAAACUUUCAUGAUGUCAAUCUUUAUUUAUUAUCUUGGAACAUAUUUCAUUGUGGCUUUAU
Messenger RNA from Sesamum indicum (sesame), 1605 nucleotides. RefSeq names its product FkbM family methyltransferase. The record is from RefSeq and is a predicted model, not a curated record. NCBI's taxonomy places the organism in Eukaryota, Viridiplantae, Streptophyta, Magnoliopsida, Lamiales, Pedaliaceae.